Messenger RNA from Zootermopsis nevadensis, 2484 nucleotides. RefSeq lists its product as uncharacterized. The record is from RefSeq and is a predicted model, not a curated record. NCBI's taxonomy places the organism in Eukaryota, Metazoa, Arthropoda, Insecta, Blattodea, Termopsidae.
AUUGUGACUAAAAAUAAAAUCCUGUGUAAGAGAGAGGGUACAGAAACUGAAGUACAGUAGCCACGAGGAAAUCGUUAGCGAACCACGCGUUGUAAAAUAUAUAAUCUAGGCUGUGUUACAGCAUCUCUCCUCAUCCGAUAUUUAGAUUUCAUUUUGCAGAGCUUGUUUUCUUUCUUCCGACACAAGAACCAAAAUAAGCAUGUACAGAAGAAUUAUGGGCUUCUUCGGAGGUGUGACGGCCGAGAGUUCUGAAGAUAGCAAUCAAAAACUGACAGUGGGGAGAAAUGAAGAAGUUGGCGAGCUUGCCGAAACAUUGGACAAGACUGAUUGCGUUUCAGCGAGGGAACAAAAGACAUUACGUGAUCGUAUUAUAAGUCUGGAACAGGAACUGAAGGUUCGUACUGAAGAAUGUGAGAAUUACAAGAACAGACUUGAGCUUGCAGAAAAGAAACUGAGAAUUCUGCAAACAACUGCUGUUCCUCCACCUACAAGCAAGGUUUCUACUGGAGUAGGAGAUGGAGCUGUCGAUGCCAGUAAAGAGAACACUAAUGAAAAUGAAUUAUCUCUAAACACAGGAAUUCCCAACAUGGAAAAGCUGACAGAUGAAAAUAAUGAACUGCGUGUAGCAUUAACGAAAGCUGGUGAACUGCUGAAGGAUAAGACGGACCUCUGUGACAAUCAGGAGAAAAAAAAUAAUGCUUUAACCAGCCAAAUAGAAUCACUGAAGGAAGUAGUGGCCAUCACAAAAGAUCUUCUUAAUAUCCGCAACAUGGAGGUACAACAUCUACAAAAUGAUGUUGAGUUGAUGGAAGGAAAAAUUUCAGACGAGAGGCAGAGGCACAAUUUAAUGAUUACACAAAUGGAUGAAGCAGUGAAACUGAAUUCUGAUUUGAAGGCUGAGUAUGAGAAUCAACUGGGAAUUUUCCAAGAAUUGAAAAUCAAAUAUGAAGAAAAAGUGAAAUUGCUGACAAAGGAGAAUGAGAAACUUGAAGAGGAAGUUUCAUUGUCAAAAACUGUGCAAAAUAACCAAGAAUUAACUACUAAUAAUUCAGUAAUUGAAGAAACAGGUACACAAUAAAUCAUCUCAACCUGUUAUCUAAUACUUUUGACCUAUGAAAUUUUUAAUACAAUACUGGACCCCUCAUCCAGAAACCUUGGGAACUAAGGCUUUUUGGAUUUUCGAAAUUUCUGGAUUUUGAACCUUUAUGCAGGGGAGAUUUUAAUACAGACAAAAUAAAUAUUUUUUUGUUUUGUUUUCAGAUGCUUAUAAGUAUAAUAUAAUUUUAAACUUUCAAAUUACCUCUUAACUGUAAUUACAUCGUGCUUGAAGACUUUGAGAAAAAAAUACGAAUUUUGGGAUGCUGGAUACGGGGUCCGACACUGCACUGCGGAUUUCGUGGAAUGCCUUUCUCAUGCAUAUUUUAAAUGUUAUCAUUAUGAAACAGAUUGCUUUCUUAUUAACUCAUAAGAAUCUUUAAAAUUAUUCUUUAUGCUUCUUACCAAUAUAAAAUCAUGCAUACAAACAAAACUGUUGUAUGCAUGAUUUUAUAUUCCAAUACACUGCAUGGUAUGCAAGGUUUUAAGAUUCUUACCAAUAUCAUUUUCCUAACAACUAUUUAUUUAUUUUUCAUAACAUAUGUCGAGUAUUUCUUCUACAGCUUGCUGUCCAACCAACUGGAAGUAUAAAAUCAUGUGAUUUUAAUACUAACGUCAUAUUAUAAAAGCUACCUUUCAUCGAAAGCAAUUAGUACAUGCACUGAAUAGGUCUUUCAUUCUUAGUAGAAUGGAGUAGUGUAUAUUCUAUAAAGAAAUGGUUUUAUAAACUCUAAAACUAGAAUUAUGGGACAAUAUUGCAAAUGGAUGCCAACACUGGACAGCAAGAUUUUAUAAAUAAUAAAAUAUAUCAUGUCCCAGUAAAAUAUGUAUCUAUGAAUUAAACUAUAGUCACUUGAACUAAUAUAUUAAGCUUAUAAAGUAGACAAACAAUUUAUUGUGGUUAUUAACAAAAAAGAUUUUAUACAAAGUAAGCUACACAAUAUGUAUAUUAUAUAGGAUUUGAGUCUGAAGAUUGUCUUGUGGAUUGUUGCACUGUGUAGUCUGGUAGAAGUUUACCGAUGUUUCCAGACUACACAACACAACCCAGAAGACAGCCACCUAUGUAUAUUAUAACUUGAAGAGGUUCAGUUUGGUUUAAGGUUGAAAUAAGGUAUUUAGAUAUUACAUUAAUAUUACUGCUUACUCACCAAUUACCGCUUAAUAAUUUUUUUGCAAACAUGUCUGGCAAACUCACUUUCCAGGAGUUAUUUCGGUAUCAAUGUCUUGAAACAGCAGGUUAUGAGUAUGGAAGUUCCAUAUUAUUUCAUGAGGCAGAUUCUGUUGUAAAACAAACAAGCAAAGUCAAUAAAACAGUUUGUACAUAAUUUCAGAGCUGCAGAACCUACUUUUUCCUUGUAAAUGAUGGAAUAAAAUUUAUGUAACAUGUUU